AUGUCAGCAUGCACUGCCGCCGAACACAAGAUUUUGAUGUACAACAAGACAAAGGAGCUCUUUUCUGCCCAUGAAAAUUACAUGCUUCUGAGUAUCAAGAGAGUAAAGUCGACUCAGUUGAAAGAUGUCAAGGCCGAGAUCGGCUCAAAGGUUAAGUUCCUCAUAGCUAAAAACAAGAUUAUGAAGAAAGCCUUAGAAGAUUUGGAUGCUAAAAAGUACGCCAAUCUCAUUAGCAUGCUACAUGGUAACGUAAUUGUUGCUUUCUUUGGCAACGCAGACCCGAGAACUAUUCUUGAUGCAUCAAAACAUAAUAUGAGAAAGGCACUUGCAGUGCCUGGUGAUAUUGCACCAAACGACGUUAUAAUUCCAGCAGGUCCAACAGGUCUUGGCCCUGAAAAAAUUAACAUUUUUCAGGCAGCCAAGAUCGUUACCAAAAUAAACAAAGGAAAGAUUGAUCUUGCCAAUGAUCAUAAGCUUCUCUCUGGUGGCGAUAUAGUGUCUAUUUCUAAUGCUAGACUGCUUACAAUGUUGAAUAUUCUUCCGUUUGAGUUUGGACUCGAUAUUAUCAAAAUCUUUGAAAGUGAUGAGGUAUAUGAUAAAAAGCUCCUUCAAAUCACGGAAGAAGAUGUUACUAGCAUUUUGCAAGAGGCUAUUGGCAUUGUUGCCGCAAUAUCACUUGGUUCUAGUACUUCAACGGAGGCUUCUGUUCCAUUUGAGAUUAGAAACGCUUUUGCAGAUAUUGUGAAGAUUUCUCUUGCAACAGGAUUUAGCAUCCAAGAGUUCAAUCAUUAA
This is a messenger RNA of Vittaforma corneae ATCC 50505, 792 nucleotides long. RefSeq lists its product as uncharacterized. NCBI's taxonomy places the organism in Eukaryota, Fungi, Microsporidia, Nosematidae. The record is from RefSeq and is a predicted model, not a curated record. Gene Ontology annotation, cellular component: cytosolic large ribosomal subunit. Bases 1 to 792 code for a protein of 263 amino acids. Gene Ontology annotation, molecular function: structural constituent of ribosome; large ribosomal subunit rRNA binding. The transcript has a single exon. Gene Ontology annotation, biological process: cytoplasmic translation; ribosomal large subunit assembly.